This is a messenger RNA of Penaeus vannamei (Pacific white shrimp), 1851 nucleotides long. The record is from RefSeq and is a predicted model, not a curated record. NCBI's taxonomy places the organism in Eukaryota, Metazoa, Arthropoda, Malacostraca, Decapoda, Penaeidae.
AUGGUAAAUUACGGGAACCACGAGACAACAAGCCAAGCCCGUAGAACCAAGCCCAAGACAGAGAAAGAAACAAGCCCAGACCUAUACGAGAGAAACAACCCCGACCGAGAGAAAGCCCAGACACGGGAGACAAGCAACCCAGACCACGAGAGAACAAGCCCAGACCACGAGAGAACAAGCCCAGACCACGAGAGAACAAGCCCAGACCACGAGGGAACAAGCCCAGACCACGAGUCCCAGACCACGAGAGAACAAGCCCAGACCACGAGGGAACAAGCCAGAACACGAGGAACAAGCACAGACACGAGAGAACAAGCCCCGACCACGAGAGACAAACCCACGGUAGAACAAGCCCCAGACACGAGAGAACAAGCCAGACCCACAGAAGAACAAGCCCAGACCAGAGAAGAACAAGCCCAGACCCAGAAGAGAACAAGCCAACCACGAGAGAACCAAGCCCAACCACGCGAGAGAACAAGCCCAGACCCAAGACAACCGACGAGAGAACAAGCCAAGACCCCGAGGGAACAAGCAGACACGAGAGAACGAAGACCACUAGACCACGAGAGAACAAGCCCCGACACGAAACAAGCCCACACACGAGAGAAAACAAGCCCAGACCACGAGGGAACAAGCCCAGACCACGAGGGAACAAGCCCAGACCACGAGAGAACAAGCCCAGACCACGAGAGAACAAGCCCAGACCACGAGGGAAACAAGCCCAGACCACGAGAGAAACAAGCCCAACCACGAGAGAACAAGCCCAGAACACGAGAGACAAGCCAGACCACGAGAGAACAACCCACACCACGGGAGAACAAGCCCAGACCACGGAGAACCAAGCCCAGACACGAAGAGAACAAGCCCAGACCACGAGGGAACAAGCCCAGACCACGAGAGAACAAGCCCCGAGAGAAAAGCCCAGACCACGAAGAGAACGAAAGCCCAGACCACGAGGGAACAAGCCCAGACCACAGAGAAACAAGCCCAACCACGAGAGAACAAGCCCAGACCACGAAGGGAAACAAGCCCCACACACGAGAGAACAAGCCCAGACCAGACGAGGAGAAAAGACCCAGACCACGAGAGAACAAGAACCAAGAGAACAAGCCAGACCACGAGAGAACAAGCCCAACCACGAGAGAAAAGCCCAGACCACGAGAGAACCACCAGACCACGAGAGAACAAGCCAGACCACACAAGCCCAGAGAGAGACAAGCCCAGACACGAGAGAACAAGCCCAGACCACGAGAGAACAGCCCAGACCACGAAGAACAAGCCCAAGCACGAGAGAACAACCCACACCACGAGAGAACAAGCCCAGACCACGAGAGAACAACACCCAGACCACGAGAGAACAAGCCAAGACCACGAGAGAACAAGCCCAGACCACGAGAGAACAAGCCCAGACCACGAGAGAACAAGCCAGACCACGAGAGAACCAAGGAGAGAACAAGCCCAACCGAGAGAACAAGCCCACGAGAGAACAAGAGAGAGACAGGAGAGAACAAGCCCAGACCACGAGAGAACAAGCGACCCACACGAGGGAACAAGCCAAGAACGAGAGAAACAAGCGAGAGAACAGAGAGAACAAGCCCAGACCACGAGGGAACAAGCCCAGACCACGAGAGAACAAGCCCAGACAAGAGAGACCACAAGAGACAAGCCCAGACCGACCGACCACGAGAACAAGCCCAGACCACGAGAGAACAAGCCCAGACCACGAGAGAACAAGCCCAGACCACGAGAGAACAAGCCCAGACCAGCGAGGACGGUGCAGACCCCAGCGUUUGCAUUCCCUCCCGGCGACAGCCCAACGGCCCGAAGCGAGAGAAGAAAAAAUGGCAGUAA